CAGCUUUAGACCUAAGCCGCAUGUCCCAUGAUCCGGCGCAUUGGCUUCGAGAGCAAGCGCCAACAACAAUUGACGAGAGAUCGCCCAAACACCACUGCGGAAGGGCGCGCUUGGUCUUGGUCCCGCAAAACUGCUGCAGCUCAAGUCACACCAAUGGCGGAUGCACGAACCUUACUGCGACAGCAGAGAGCGGCACGAGAGCAGGCAAAGAAGCCUCAAAAGCAGUCGCCAGCUCCCGCAGCUGCGCCCGUCUCGAGGAAGAGGAAGGCCGUAGACGAUGGGUCAGAGGAAAAGAAGAGGACGCGCACAGAGCAGGCGGCUGGUGUUCCGGCAGGUUUCUUUGACGCUGGUGCAGAGCCAGAGGAGCCUCUCGUCGAGGAAGCGCUCGAAGCAGCACCACACCCCCCGCCAACAGAACGUCAAAAGCUCGUCCCUCCGCCACUCGAUCCGACCGCUGAGGCCGAACUCGAUGCCUUCCUGACUGAGAUGAACAAGGAGCCCGCGCCACAGCCGCAGCACACGUACGCCUCAGGCGCAGUGAUAGAAGCAGCGCCGAUGACAGCAGCUGAGCUGGCCGCACAAGCCCGAGAAGAGCAGAGCGCACAGCGCGCGAGGAGAGACGAAGACAUGGAAGCGGACAAGGAAGACGCAGCCCGCGCGCUUGAGGAUGAGUUUGAGGAAAUGGAAGGUCUGGACGAGAGGGUCAAGAAGCUGCGGGAACAGCGAGAAGCGCUGCGAAGCCAUUCUGCUCAGCUGCCAGCGCCGACGGAGACAGUACCAGUGCAGGCACAAGCGAACGAAGAGGAGAGCGAAUCUGAAGACGACGAAGACUGGGACGAUUGGCGGUUUCGUCCCGCAUGAGCUGCUUAUAGACGGCGCCAUGAUCUGUCUCUGAUAUCACACUUGUACAACGAAACUAUUAGACUAUGAUACCCAAGCUGGCUCUGGAGAGGCCACACCUUCUGAUGAGACGCUACGUGGAUCCCUUGUCACAGCAAGGCGCUCCCUGCACCAACACGAAGC
Messenger RNA from Macroventuria anomochaeta, 1023 nucleotides. RefSeq lists its product as uncharacterized. Lineage: Eukaryota; Fungi; Ascomycota; Dothideomycetes; Pleosporales; Didymellaceae. The coding region runs from base 154 to 861 and encodes 235 amino acids. The transcript has a single exon. The record is from RefSeq and is a predicted model, not a curated record.